Nezara viridula (southern green stink bug) is the source of this 632-nucleotide messenger RNA. The record is from the annotation of a GenBank genome assembly. Lineage: Eukaryota; Metazoa; Arthropoda; Insecta; Hemiptera; Pentatomidae.
CUUAUUCCACUACUCCAUGUUUAAAAUGAAUAUUUAUAUAGUUAACUUUUUUAUUUUAAUAAGUAUAAGUUUUUCCUUCACCAGUACGGUAAAACCAGGAAUAAUAAGUCAGGCUUUUCAGAUAGUUGGUAGAUGUAAUAAAGAGCAUCCUUUGGACAUGAAAGAAAUGGAAAAAGCUGUUAAAAGUUUUGAAUUGCCAACAAGUGAAGAAGGAAAGUGCUUUAUUUCUUGUUUCUUGGAAGGUUUUGGGUUGAUUACAGACAGACAAAUAAAUCUGGAUAAAAGUAUUGAAUUCAACAAAAUGCAAUUUCAUAAUCCUGAUAAUUUGGAAAAGGCUAAUGCUAUAUCAGCUGCUUGCAAAGAAGAAUUGACUACAUCUACUGAAGAAGGAUGUGACUUUGCUAUAGCUGCUUCCAAGUGCAUGCUGGAGAAGUCAAAGGAGAUGGGCUUCAAGUUUUUCCAGUUUCACUCCUAAGAAAUGUUUGUUUUGGUAGAGUGGAAAGAAAAUUUGUACUACUAGAAAUCAGAAUGUAAUCUACACAAAUGGUUUAUUUUCAAUGGCAUCAUAGUUAAAUAUUCUGAUACCAAGACAAAAUGAUUUAUUGAAUUUGAAAUUUAUAAAUAAAUAUUUC